Messenger RNA from Pseudophryne corroboree (corroboree frog), 5363 nucleotides. It is a transcript of the gene IGDCC4, whose product is annotated as immunoglobulin superfamily DCC subclass member 4. The record is from RefSeq and is a predicted model, not a curated record. Gene Ontology annotation, biological process: neuron migration; axon guidance; cell-cell adhesion. Lineage: Eukaryota; Metazoa; Chordata; Amphibia; Anura; Myobatrachidae. Gene Ontology annotation, cellular component: plasma membrane; cell surface; axonal growth cone. The coding region runs from base 244 to 4002 and encodes 1252 amino acids. The transcript has 20 exons. Gene Ontology annotation, molecular function: protein binding.
CAGUGGAGAUGUCCUGAGACUGGCUCGGUAACCAAUAGAUGGCAGUAAGAGGACACUGAGAUACCAAAUGCCUAAAUAAACAUAAAGGGGGUUAAAAAAAAAAAAAAAAAAAGGAGAGAGAGAGGAGAGGAGAAAAACUUGUACAAGAUGGCGUCUGACUGGAGGGAGAGGGAGCCCCUCUCUGCAGCCACGGGUUGGUGAGAGAGGGGCUCGGGCAGCCUGGGGGGGGACUGCACACACUACAUGGCGCUGGGAAGGCUGGCACUGCUAUGGGGAUGGCACUGGGCAGGCUGCGUCCUGGUGGUAGCUGCUGGAGGAGAGAGUGCCUGGCUAGACCUCAGCUGCCGUUCUGGCUCCACAGACACUGUUCUUCUGCCAGGCCAGGAAGCCAUCUUAGACUGUGACCAAGGCAACAGGAAUAUGUCCUCUAAUGUCACCUGGUGGAAGGAUGGAGAGCAACUAGUCAUGGAAGACCUAAAUGUGUUUCCCAAUGGAUCACUGCUUAUAUCACAGGGGGAUGGAACAAUCAUUGAGGGAAGUUACUUCUGCACAGUCCAGAAUUCCUUUGGAGUUGUGAGGGGCAGAACUGGCACAAUCAGAUUGUCAGGGCUACCAUCCUUUCACCUGCACCCUAAACCUCAGGUUGUGUUGCAGAACCGCCUGGUGAGGUUUGAGUGCGGCAUCGGUGGGUCGCUACCUCCACAGAUCACAUGGCAAAGAGACAAGUCUCUGCUCCCUGCCAGUGACAGGUUCAUCUCCCUUCCUUCUGGGGUCCUGCAAAUCUCUGGGGUCCAGCAGGAGGAUGCGGGAUUAUACCGCUGUGUCGCCAACAACUCGAUGGGUACCAGGUACAGCAAUGAGGCUCAGCUGUCUGUGGAGAAAGAUUGGAAGCCAUUAUCUGCUGAACUGUCAGUCAUUACAGCACCACAGAACCUGACUGUGGGAAUGGGUCAGACAGCAGUAAUGGAGUGUCUAGUCGAGGGGGACGUGACACCGUUAAUUUCUUGGUCCCGUCAGGAUGGAAGUCCAGUUUCCUUUGACGUUAUCGUAGUAGGAGAGCGCAACCUCCUGAUACCACAGUUACAGGCACAUCAUACAGGAGUUUAUGUCUGCAGAGCCAGCAAUCCGCACAGUCAGCACUUUGUCACCACUUCAGCCCAGAUCCGUGUUCUCGUGCCCCCAGUUAUCACCCAGCCACCUGAUACCAUCACACGGGCACGGGCGGGUACUGCCCGCUUUGUAUGCAGAGCUGAAGGAGAUCCAGAGCCUACCAUCUCCUGGUUGAGAAAUGGACAGACACUUACACCCAAUGGAAGAGUGAGGAUUCAGCCAAGGGGCAGCUUGGUCAUCACACAGAUUGCUCUGGAGGAUGCUGGAUUUUAUCAGUGCGUGGCAGAGAAUAUACUGGGCAGCAUUUGUGCCACAGCAAAACUCCAUGUGACAGUCCAAGAAGGUCUGCCUGGGCCUCCACAAGCUCUGGAAGCGCUGGCAGUAUCAAGCAAAACAGUAACCGUGACAUGGGAUAGGCCAGAGAUCAACUGGGAAAAAGUCAUAGGCUUCUCUCUUCAUUAUACCAAGACAGGUGAUUCCGACAACAUGGAAUACCAGUUUGCAGUUAAUAAUGACACCACCGAGCUCACCGUGAAAUACCUGGAGCCUGGGACCAGUUACACCUUUUAUGUUGUAGCGUAUUCCCAACAAGGAGCCAGCCGUGCCUCACAGCCAAUAGUGGUACAGACAUGGGAUGACGUUCCCGGCGCUGCUCCCAUGCUGUCACUUAGCAGUGAUACUCCGGAGGAUCUACUUGUUAAAUGGCUCCCCCUACAGCCUGAGAUGAGCAAUGGCCUCAUCACCAAGUAUCGCAUUGAAUACUGCACUCAGAGAGAUGGUGUGGUCACCAUGGUGGAAGUUGGUGGAAAUGAGACGCAGAUCACCCUGUCCUCUCUGCAGGCCAAUACUGUAUACAAAGUCCGGAUUUCAGCCGGCACCACAGCUGGAUACGGAGUCCCCUCAAACUGGGUGUUGCAUUACAUGUUAGAGAGAAUCAACCUGACACAAGGGGAGCAGGCACCAAUACAGCUGAAAGUCAUUGCCCGCACAGAUUCCCUGUUUAUCAGCUGGCAGCUGCCCCACAGUGAUUUCCUUGUCACUGGUUACAAGCUUUAUUACCGUAUGGUGUGUUCUGCCCUGGAUCCUCCUACUUCCUGCCCACGGCAACCGGAGAGAGAGUGGGAUAUGGGGCCCAUUAAGCUGAAGAAGAAGAGGAAACAAUAUGAAAUAACUGACCUGAUGCCUGGACACCUGUACCAAGUCAAACUGGUGGCAUAUAGAAAGAAGCAGGAAGGACAGACUGUCAUGUGGGAGGGAAGAACCAGACCAAUCCUGACCACCCCUCCAGACCUCAUAGCCUACAAGAUCCCACCACUGCCGCCCAGCCAUAUUCAGGUGGAACCUAACAGCUCCACGUCAAUGUGGGUUAGAUGGAGAAGGCCCAUAAUAAGCAGCAAAAUUGUGAACUACACUGUGCGCUGUGGACCAUGGGGUGCCAAGAAUGCCUCACAAUUCACUUAUCACAGCAGUGUCUCAGAAGAGAUUCUGAUAAGUGGUCUGAAACCAUAUACCAGGUAUGAGUUUGCAGUUCAGACCAAUUCAGCCGGAGUUGAUGGGCCCUAUAAUAACAUUGUGGAAAAGAUGACACUUCCAGAUAGGCCUUCAUCCCCACCUGCUGACCUGGUGCUGCAGCCUGUGUCACAGUAUUCAGUUCAGGUGCAUUGGCGACCGCCUCUGGAGUCUAAUGGAAUAAUUGUGCAGUAUCUGAUUCUGUACACUGUCAACCGAAGCCACCCGGAUGAAAUGUGGUCUAUUUUGACCAAGGAAGGAAAUAUUUUCAGUACGGAAGUUGAGAAUUUGCAAAGUGGAACCAAAUAUUACUUCAAGAUGGGAGCCAAGACAGAGUCAGGAUGGGGGCCCUAUUCUAGUGUGCUAUCAGUAGAGACUUUGCCUCCACGCCCACCAGAUGUCCUAGACAUGAACUCCGUAACUGGGAUCAUUGUCGGGGUCUGCCUGUGUCUGCUGUGCCUCCUCCUCUGUAUGUGUGCAAGUUUCCAGCAGGGCAAACAGAGGGAUGUCGGAUCUGAAUUAGUAACUAGAGCUACCAGAGGUCCUUCAUCUUAUCAGAGGGCAAGACAGGGAUCCUGUUCCCAGAGUCACUGCCAGGACUCCCAUGAGCUAGAAACACUUAUGCCUUCACGGCAGGAAGAUACCCCCUCGCUUCCAGUUCCAGAGGUCACUGAUCUAAUAGGAGGCCAGGGCCUGGCCACCAAUCUCCCACCAGAUGAGAAGAACCCACUGAAACUGAAGCCUUCAUGGAAUGGUUCAAUCACUCAAAACUGGGCGAACCACAUCACCAGUUACGCCGAGACCGUGACUGGAGACCUCACCUGUACCGCCAAUGGCUCAGCCAAUCACUUAACCACGGGGGGCCUAAGGAUGGUCCUGCAUGAGAUUUCUUAUGAACCCCACAGGGUUGAUGUUGGGAGAAACCAUAGGAAUCCAUCUCAGAAUCAAGUGGAGGCCGAUGUCAUUGUGCACUCUGACUUCUCUGCUUCUGAGCGUAGUGGACGUUGUGCUGGGCUGGACUCAGAAGAAGAGGAUGAACUUAGUUUGGAUCAAGAGAAGAGCGUCCAUGAGUCUGUGACUCCAAACACUAACCCUCACACCCAGUCAGUGGUUACUGACCAUGAGAACCAGGACUGGAGCAAGCAACCACUGAUGGCCAUCAGCACUGAACUAAGUUUAAAUGCUUUGGCCACAAAGAGCCAGCAACUUGCCAAUGGCAUCCACAGGAGUGUGGACACUCAGGAGAUUCAGCCAGUCAUGGACUCACCUUUCGCUGUAGAGGGUGGGGAUCCAUGCUCGGAGGAAAUGUCUCAGCAAGAACUGCCUCUAAGCAAUACACCAGUCUCACUGCAUCCAACGAACCUUGAGGAAAUUGUGCACUGAGUUAUAACUUGUGGGAUAGAAAAUAUUGGGACAUUGGGAUCAGCUGCGUGUUUAUGUAAAUCAAAGAAUUCAGAACAGGACUCUGUCCCAUCCCCACAAAGGAAUCCACGCCAGAGGGGGGUUUAAUGUCGUGGACAAUUCUGAGACUAAUCAGCCAGGUUGUGCUAUUGAAACCUGCGCUGACAUUGGUAACUUUUUUUGACAACCUUAUAAUGCAACUAGUGUUACAGUGUGCACGCACUGUGCAAGAGAGAGAUCAGCUAGAGGUAGCAGUGAAUGGGACACUAUGGGUACAGCAGUCUGGUACAGUACGUCAGCUAGAUCAUUAGCAGUUGCAGCACGCAACUGUUGCCUGGGUUCCGGCAGAUAAUUAUACCAAAUUCCAAUGAGGCAAAAAAAAUUUGUCAAAUGAAAACCCGUCAAAAUUACGUGAGGAUUUUUAGCGUGGCACUGUGUGCUGCUAUCUCUAUAAUGAAGCAUAGGUCAGGCUGAAAUCACCAAACAAGUUGCCUUCCUGUAUUUAUAGUACAAAAUCAAUGAAACAAUAAUUAUAUGUAAUGUAUUCUCCUUUUUGCACGGACAGAGCUUUCUGAUAUACAUUAUAACACUGGAAUUUUCCUGACCCAUCACUAAAGAUCAGUGCCUCCCCGGCCUCAUUACCUGAACGGCAUAUCCAGUAUUUUUGUUCCUCAUUACGCAUAUCCUGAAUUUGAUCACAUUCCAUUUCUGCAAUACAUAAUUACCUGGCAGCCUUAUGUCCAUUCACUGCCGUAGGCUUGUACACAUUCCUUUUUUUUGCAAUCUGGGGUGGAUGGGAGGGGGAAUUUCUGUAAUGAACAGUUAUAAGUUUCAACUUAAAAUCAUAUUAUUUUGAUAACGGUAGGCAAGUACACAGCAGUGUUAUGUGCCAGUUUGUAUAGCUCCAGCCAUCUCAUUGGUCACAGGCCUGUGCCAAAGCUUGGCACUCCCACACAUUAUUGCAUGAGAAGAUAUGGACGGUGCUACACGAUUCCCUUCUGUGACAAUGUUUCCUGUUGUAUGCGCUCUGUGAGUGCCUCACUACCACCUCGGGACUCUUUUCUACUUGUAGGUCAUUUAGCACUCGCCUGUUUUCUAUUGAGGUGUGUGUAUUUCAUUGCGAUCCUCUUCUCUGUUAAACUCCUAGUACAAGUGUUGAUUGUUUAUUUUGUUAAGCCUCCAGGACUGCAGUUGUAUUCAAUGGUAGGACCCUAUGAAUGUGGAGGAGGUUUCGUCAGACUUGGGGGCUCUUUUCCACAACAGAAGAAUGGUCACUAAUACGACACAUCUAGUGGCUUGGAUCCACCAAAGGUCAUAAAAUAAAUACAUUUUAAAGGCAUUAA